GAUAAUUCAAAGGUUAUCAGAGUAAAAAUUAUCUGAGGCAUUAGUGUUGUACAUUGUUGAUACAGAAAACGUUAUGUCUAAUAAGUAAAAACCGUUAGAAUUUAAUACAUAGUGAAACUAUUGCUUCAAAGAUGAAGAAUUUGAGGUUAUUGUUCAACAAACAUAUCAUGAAAAGUCUACGGGAAAGUGAAAGAGAGAUAACUAUUAGCGCUCCAUGGGGCAAGAUCGCUGGUAUCACAUGGGGUAACCCGGAUAAUCCACCGGUAUUGCUGUGCCCCGGACGCAUCGAUCCCUGUUGUCUGUUCCGCUAUUUGGUGAUGAGAUUGCCCAGCAACUUUUUUUAUGUUGCUGUAGAUUUGCCGGGCAACGGUCUCUCGGAUCAUUUGCCGGUGGGCAUCAGGUUCUCUGUGUGGGACUUGGUGCCGACUGUAUCCAGAGUCGCUGAUCAUUACCAAUGGAACAAAUUUAUUUACAUAGGACAUUCCCUAGGAACAGCCGUAGGUAAGCACUAUCUGAUGGCUUACCCAGAGCGGCUCACUCGAGUUGUAGAAUUGGACCCCGUGCCAGCGUAUCACACGGUAUUCCCCGAGGAAAUGAAGGAUUGGUACCACGAAGUCUACGGCAAACAUUAUGAGGAGCGACAGUAUAGGAAACACGCGGGAUCCAAGGCUACGGCACCCAGAUAUACUUACGACCAGAUAAAGACUUUAUUAAUGAAAGCCCAAGACUUCUCUGAAGCCGUAGUUGAAGAAAUUAUAACGCGACACGUGGUACCGGCGGGAGAUAACUUGUACAGGUUCACAUACGACCAGCGAAUGAAAAGUCUCUUCAAGCUGCCUUAUCUGCCGGAACAGCUUAAGGCUAUGUACACAUCGCACAGGACGCCGCUGUUAACAAUAUUCUCGUCAUCUAGUGUAGACAAGGGCGAUUUCUCCAGAGUGCCUUUUGUCUUCGACGAAGAGCAAUGGCCACAUCGAAAUUAUAAAUAUAUGAUAGUUGAAGGCAGUCACGAGGCGUACGCGCAACAACCGCAGUGCAUGUCAGAUGAUAUAAGCAAGUUUUUAUUAAACGACCUCAAAUCUAAACUAUAGGUUGUCUGUAUAAUCUCGACCUUCGACCGUAAUUAAAAAAAAAAAAGUUGACAGCCAUAAAGUUGAUUUAAAAAUGAAA
Molecule: messenger RNA, 1170 nt
Organism: Danaus plexippus (monarch butterfly)
Lineage: Eukaryota; Metazoa; Arthropoda; Insecta; Lepidoptera; Nymphalidae
Product: serine hydrolase-like protein
Exons: 6
Coding region: 132-1091 (319 amino acids)
Source: RefSeq, a predicted model, not a curated record